AACGAUUCAACUACAAACCACUAAAGUGAAAAUUUCUCAGUCACAAAAAAAUUUCUAACUCCCAUUUUCUCUUUUUGUCUCGCCAUUUCCUUUCGUUUUGGCACUCUGCAAAUCCAUUUAGCUGCUUUUACAGCUUUCAUUUUGAAUUUGAUAGAUGCCAAAUCAUUCUUCAUUCUUCAUUCUACCCUUUGGCAAGUUCACACAUGUCUCACUUACUAGUUGAAAUAUUGUGAUAGAGAGAUUUGUGUAGCAGUCCAAAUUCUCUCAUGGACCUUGUGCAUUUGAGUAACGUUGCUUGAGGAACAUAAUCCUGAUUACAGAAGUCCUUUGGCAGGUGGACAUAUUAAGUGGUUGCUUGGACUUGAAGUCUAAAUAUUAAUCUCAUUGCUUGAACCAUAAAGGAACUUCCAAUAUCCACAUAUUUCACUUUUCAGAUUGUUUUCAGAUGUCAGAAAUUGACAUGGCAGUUAUUAAACCCGAGAUGAUGAAGCCUUAUGUGUGGCUUCAGACUUCCGAUGAUUCAAUCCAACAAGUGGAACAAGAAAUUGCUAUGAUUUGUCCACUGCUAUGUCAAGAAAUAAUACAAAAAGGAAUGGGAUCUUCUAAGAAUUGUGCAAUAUGUCUUCCUCAACAAGUCAGUCCUGCCAUGUUGAGCUUAAUUCUUGAUUAUUGUCGAUUUCAUCAAUUACCAGGCCGCUCAAACAAGGAACGGAAGUCUUAUGAUGAGAAAUUCAUUAAGAUGGACACGGAGAGGCUCUGUGAGUUAACCUCUGCUGCGGACAGCCUUCGGUUAAAGCCCUUGGUUGAUCUUACUAGUCGUGCACUUGCUCGAAUAAUUGAAGGAAGAACACCGGAGGAGAUACGUGAGAUAUUUCAUUUACCUGAUGAUCUUACAGAGGAAGAGAAGUUGGAGCCCUUGAAAAACAUAACUGAUGACCCAAGGAUCAGGCUUUUGAAUCGUUUGUAUGCCAAAAAGAGGAAAGAGCUAAAAGAGCGUGAAAGGUUAAAGAAUGUCGAAGUUGAAGAAGAGCAUGUAGAUGAACGUUCGGUUGAUGAUCUUUUGUCUUUUAUUAAUGGAAAUGAUGGAGAUCCAAAGGGGAUUAAAACUUCCAAGAAUAAAAAGAAGAACCGGAGGAAAAAAGAGCAACAGAAGAACUCUUCUUUGAAGGAAGCAUCUGAACUGAAUAAGGUGGAUGUAAAUGGUCAUAAUAUCACACAACAAAGUUCUGAAGCUGAUAGGAUAGGCGAGACCUCAAAUUCACACUAUACAGAAGAUGAAACUUCUACUCCUCCGGUUGAGUUCGAUGAUGGUGAUAUAGAUGAUGAGAUCGAUCCUGCGUUAAAGGCAAAAAUUGACAGGGAAGUUGAAGAUUUUGCCCGCAGAUUAAAUGCUGACUGGCCUGAGAGAAUGCAAGAAUUUUUAUCAUCUGGGCAAGAGAGGAAGACAAUGCUUUUUAGUACAGAGGGGAAUGGUUUUCUAAGGCGACAUUCUUGACUGGAUUCGGAAUGGAAAUGAAUCAUUACAAGAAGGCCAAUGGCUUGAACAAUUUUGAGAGAUGCUGACUAGUGCAAGAAAAGUGUUGCAUGUCAGUUGUUUUUCUUUUUAGUUUGUUUUGUUUUCUUACUAUUCUUUUGAGUUCAUUUUUGGUGCUUGGCCCAGGCUCUUUUUAACUCAGGGCUCACUCUCUUGUACUUUUUAGGUCAGAUUAAAAAACAAAAAAAAGAAAUCUCCUAGCUUCGAUUUAAUACAUUUUUUUUUUGGUGUAUUUGCAUUUACUUGUUUGGAAUA
Messenger RNA from Gastrolobium bilobum, 1789 nucleotides. RefSeq names its product SKP1-like protein 21. Bases 446 to 1495 code for a protein of 349 amino acids. Gene Ontology annotation, molecular function: cullin family protein binding. The record is from RefSeq and is a predicted model, not a curated record. NCBI's taxonomy places the organism in Eukaryota, Viridiplantae, Streptophyta, Magnoliopsida, Fabales, Fabaceae. Gene Ontology annotation, cellular component: nucleus; cytoplasm. The transcript has 10 exons. Gene Ontology annotation, biological process: SCF-dependent proteasomal ubiquitin-dependent protein catabolic process.